AUGAUACCAUCCGGCACUCUGUUUGCAACUCUGGAUCUCAUCCUGGCCCUGAAGCCGGGAUUCAAGCUGCCCUUGCAGGCCCUGGUUCUGCUGCUACAGUUCCUGGGCCCACUCCAGCAAGCCUGCUUCUCGCUGUUGUGCUUGCAUAGCCCGACAAUGCCAGAGUCGACCGCGGCGCGUGCUCUCCCCCUUCCUGCGAUCCUGCGCUCCAGGACACGCUGGAAGUGGGCGACACCCUGCUUGGACGAGGGCAGUGAUCUGGGGGAGGGAAGUGGGCAACGGGUGGUAGUUGGUGUGCAGCUGCAGGCAGCUCAAGCAUGGGGGAUUGGUGUGGUGAGCAACCUGGAUGUGAUAGACGGGGGAGGGGUAUAG
Molecule: messenger RNA, 372 nt
Organism: Aspergillus wentii DTO 134E9
Lineage: Eukaryota; Fungi; Ascomycota; Eurotiomycetes; Eurotiales; Aspergillaceae
Exons: 2
Coding region: 1-372 (123 amino acids)
Source: RefSeq, a predicted model, not a curated record